UUAUGUCAAUAUGUCAAUUGUUAAACCCAUGUUAAUAGUUUUAAUUUUUUUUAAUCAAAUUCUUUUUUUAAGUAAUGUACAGUAAAAGUGAACUUAAUCUCAUUAACAAUCAAUUUGAAUACAUUAAAAAAUAUUGCAUAUACAUUGGAAACAUUCCCGCCGAAGUAUCGAAAACAGAUUUAAUUGCAAAAUUUUCCGUAUUUGGUGAAAUAUCUAACUUAUACAUGAAGUCAUUCAUUCAGUUUUGUGAUGUGAAACCGGCAGUUGUUCGUUACAGACUGAUGAAAAGUGUAAAGGAAUCUUCAAGUUUACACAAUAGUCGAUAUAUUCAAUCGGUUUUAAUAGUUCUGCCACUAGAUUCUUCCUACAAUAAUUACUUUCUUCCUUACAACACUUGUGUUGUGGUAUACACUUAUAACAAAUUUGGCAUGGUAGAUUUUUAUCAAAAAUUCAGUAAAUUAGGAGAUAUACAUGCGAUGAAGAAAGCUACAAAUGUCAUGGUUUACAUUAGCUUUGUAUCAGAAAGAGCUGCAAGGACCAUUCUGGAUACUAAGCCUACAGAUAUACAUAUAAAUGUACAAACAAUUAAUCAUGUUACACGAAAUAUUAACGUAUGCUUAAUAGAUUUUGAAAAGGAAUGUACAUCAAAUACGGCGAUAAAAUUAACACUUUUAUAUAAUCGCUCAAUUGGAAUAUUCGGACUACCAUCUAAUUUCACAGAAGCAAAACUGCACGAUGAAUUUUCAAGGUAUGGCAGAAUUGAAAAAAAUAGACUAGUGUACGACUCAACCGGACACUCUAAACAAUACGGUUUUGUUUAUUAUGAAAAGCACUUGUCUGCUCAAGCGGCCAAACAGGAAAUGGACCGCAGUGAUCAUACAGGACGUAAAAUUGCAGUUCGGUUUGUUCCAGAAAAAGAGUAGGGCAGAUAUUAAAUCUAGUGACAGAACAAAGCAACUAGCACCGUACUAAAAAUGGCGUAGGGUUCUCGAAUAUUUCGAGAGCUACUUACCAUUUGUGUCAUACACAAUUAAAAUGACUGACAAGUCUAUCUACUUACUCGCAAUCUAUUUUAUCGCAGGUUUAUCAAUAAGAAUUUUAGUGCCUGCACAACGUUGGGUUUGAUCUGAUGUAAUAAUCAUAAUCAAAAUUUUCCAACCAAAUUAAAGCUAGCUAUAUGUAAAGUAGCCUUGCGUGAAACAAGUAACUUUUGCGUGAUUUCAUAAGCCCAAGGCUCAAUUUAGCAAUCAAUGAUUAGUACUACUAUUAAUAUAACCAUGUUAGGAUCGGUUUUAAAUAACUAAAUUUGUUGCUUCUGGUGAAAAACCAUGUUUGAACUUUAUGUUAUAUUUUGCUGUCGGGCUUAGUUACCGUGCUACAAUGGAUGGUGAACCUUCAUCAUCACCAUCAUCAUCAUAACAGACUGAAAGCAUGAAAAUUCUGCUCUUAGGAUUCACACCAUCGAAAUCAUCAAUAAUUAGAUAUCUUUUCAUCUUAUCAGAUAGAAAGAUGUUGGAAUAUGCUGAAUGACAUU
Messenger RNA from Aedes albopictus (Asian tiger mosquito), 1534 nucleotides. RefSeq names its product male determiner protein Nix. Gene Ontology annotation, molecular function: RNA binding. The record is from RefSeq and is a predicted model, not a curated record. Lineage: Eukaryota; Metazoa; Arthropoda; Insecta; Diptera; Culicidae. The coding region runs from base 75 to 923 and encodes 282 amino acids. The transcript is spliced from 2 exons. Gene Ontology annotation, cellular component: ribonucleoprotein complex.